Molecule: messenger RNA, 1097 nt
Organism: Eublepharis macularius
Lineage: Eukaryota; Metazoa; Chordata; Lepidosauria; Squamata; Eublepharidae
Product: gilatoxin-like
Exons: 6
Coding region: 16-879 (287 amino acids)
Biological process (GO): proteolysis
Molecular function (GO): serine-type endopeptidase activity
Source: RefSeq, a predicted model, not a curated record
GCUUUGGGCGGCUUUAUGUCUAUUUCACCGCCUACACGUCUGGGCACAACACCGGGCAAAGGUUCUGCUAUGGGACUCCUCCGAUUGUUCGGCAUUUUCGUGUGGCUGCUGCUGCCUUAUGUGUCUCCGUACCGUGAUCGGAUCAUUGGAGGCAAAGAGUGCUAUGAGAAAAAGCAUCCUUAUCUUGCACUGCUCUACCGCUUAACAAGUCCUUACUGCUCUGGAAUAUUAAUCAACAAAAACUGGGUACUCACUGCUGCUCACUGCUGCAAAAGUGGUGACAUUGUGAUCAAGCUCGGAGAGCACAACUUGGAAGAGUCAACUGGGCGUGAGCAGAUGAGGACCAGUGCAGAAACUAUUCUAUACAACACCAAGGCUGACGCCAAAUGUGAAUGCGAAUGCGAAAACGACAUCAUGCUGAUCCGGCUGAAUAAACCCGCGGACCUUACAGAAUACGUAGCCCCUAUCGAUUUGGGCAUAACUCCUCCCCCUUUGGGAACAAGCUGCACUGUGAUGGGCUGGGGUGCAAUCACAAGUCCUGAAGAAACGUUUCCCGCAGCUCCUCAGUGCGUGAACAUUACCAUCCUUGAGACCAAAUUGUGUGAGGAAAAUUAUCCAUGCAUAGUGCCUGAAAAUAUUCUUUGUGCCGGGGUUCCUGAAGGAGGCAAAGACUCAUGCCGGGGCGACUCUGGUGGACCACUUGUCUGUGACAAUAAGCUUCAUGGCGUUGUGUCUUUAGGGGGGGACCCUUGUGCCCAGCCAGAGCUCCCGGCUGUCUACACCAAUAUCAGCCAUUAUGUUGACUGGAUCCAGGAACAUAUUGGUGAAAGCAACAAAGGAUCCAGUCCUAAGCAUGGAACACUGGCAGAUGCCUCUUGAAGUCGUCUUAGUGCGAAAGCACCUGGUUUCCCUUUUUUGAAUUACCUAGUCUUUUAAACAGAUCAGAAGUAAGUCUCAUUAAAUCGAAUGGGACCUAUUCCCAGCCAUAAGUGCAUUCUACUGUAGCCUUCUCAUCCUCUAUCAACAAUCCUAUGUCUGGUUCUGAAAUCUAAUAGAAAAAAAUAAAUAAAGCAAUGUUAUUCCUGGAUAACAUACAA